GGGGCUAGCUGUCAGACUUCUGCAGUUCGCUACAAUGAUCUAGCCGUUCCGGGUCACAUGGGCUCCGCCUCUGAGCGGCGUUGCCAGGUUUCAGGAUCCCGGAAGCGGAUCUGAGCGCAGCUGCUGUUGUGGCUGCUUCUUUCCAUGGUUUGACGGCCAAUGAUGGCGGGGCAGGAAGAGCAGGAAGCCUGGGACAGGCUCGCACUAUGGGAUCGUGGGCAACAGCCGCUGGCCCUGCUCACAGACCGGCAGACUGACUCUGUUCUAGAAAUGAAGGCUGCUGCUGAAGAUCUGCCUGUCCCUGCGGAGCUUCCAAUUGAAGAUUUAUGCAGCUUAACGUCCAGAUCAUUGACAGUAACAUUGUCUGCAGCUGUUCCUGAAUCUACAGAGGACAUCCUCCAGCAAGGGUUUUCUAUGUUAGGGAUGGAAGAAGACAGAAUUGAAACUGCACAGCAAUUCUUUUCAUGGUUUGACAAGUUGCAGAUCCACAUGGAUCAUGAUGGGAGUGCAAAGUACAGAGAAAUGCGAGAAUACUUGGCUGGGUUUCAGGAGCAGUGCAAUGCAAUACUGAAUGAUGUUAACGUGGCACUGGAUCAUUUAGAGUCUCUUCAGAAACAAUAUCUCUUUGUAUCAACCAAAACAGGAACAUUGCAUGAAGCUUGUGAGCAGCUCCUGAAAGAACAGUCCGAAUUUGUUGAGCUAGCAGAAAACAUUCAGCAGAAACUCUCAUAUUUUAAUGAAUUAGAAAAUAUAAACACGAAAUUAAACUCCCCUACAUUGUCUGUAAAUAGUGAAGGAUUCAUCCCCAUGCUUACAAAACUAGAUGACUGCAUUUCCUACAUUUCUGCACAUCCAAACUAUAAAGAUUAUCCUAUUUUUAUGGCAAAAUUUAAGCAAUGUCUUUACAAAGCUAUGCAUCUUAUGAAGAAUUACACUGUGAACACACUUCAAAACCUCACCAGCCAGUUGAUUAAAAGGCAGGAUUCAUCAAAUGCAUCAACUACUGACAACGCCUUCACACUGUUUUAUGUCAAAUUUAGAGCAGCAGCACCCAAAGUCAAGACCCUAAUCGAGCAAGUAGAGCAGCGAUCUGAGAAGAUACCUGAGUAUCAACAGUUGCUAAGUGAAAUACAUCAGUGUUAUUUGGAUCAGCGCGAGAGUCUGCUUAGUCCAAGCAUCACUACCACAAUUACAGAUCUUACCAGCCAGAACAACAGAGAUCACUGUGCAUUGGUACGUAGUGGUUGUGCGUUCAUGGUCCAUGUAUGUCACGAUGAACAUCAGCUUUACGAUGAAUUUUUCACCAAACCAACACCAAAAUUGGAUGUGCUUCUAGAGAAACUCUGUUUGUCUCUCUAUGAUGUCUUCCGGCCACUGAUUAUUCACGUCGUCCAUUUAGAAACAUUGUCUGAGCUAUGUGGAAUCCUUAAGAUUGAGAUGCUGGAAGACCACGUGCAGAACAAUGUGGAUCACCUGGAGGCUUUUGCUGCAGUGGUAAAACAGAUGUUAGAAGAUGUCCAGGAGAGACUCGUCUACAGGACACACAUAUACAUUCAGACAGACAUCUUGGGUUACAAGCCAGCUCCAGGAGACCUUGCAUAUCCUGACAAGCUAGAGAUGAUGGAGAAAAUUGCACAGAGUAUUAAAGAAGAACAACAAAGGUUACAUUCUGCGGAGGCUUCUUUUUCAGAUGUCCACCUAGAAGAUCCUGACUCCAAUAAUCUUAUAAAAAGUGGAUCUUCGGAAUCCUUAAGCCAAAAGUCUCAGAAUACAGUGUCCCCUGCCGACCUACAUGGGAUGUGGUACCCUACAGUGAGAAGGACGCUGGUCUGUCUUUCCAAGCUUUACAGAUGUAUUGAUAGGACGGUGUUUCAAGGAUUAUCUCAGGAGGCCUUGUCUGCAUGUAUCCAGUCACUGUUGGGAGCAUCUGAAGCAAUCGGCAAAAACAAGACCCAAAUCGACGGGCAGCUGUUCCUUAUUAAACACCUUCUAAUCCUGCGUGAGCAAAUUGCUCCCUUCCACACUGAAUUCACCAUUAAGGAAAUUUCCCUCGACCUCAAGAAAACAAGAGAUGCUGCAUUUAAAAUUCUCCAUCCCAGGACAGUUCCUGGGUUCUUCAGGUUGAACAGCAACAAUGCUCUCCUGGAGUUCCUGUUACAGGGAACCCCCGAAAUCAAAGAGCAUUUCAUUGACUCCAAGAAAGAUGUUGACCGUUACCUUAAGGCAGCGUGUGAGCAGUUUAUUCAGCAGCAGAGCAAGAUAUUUAUUGAACCAUUGGAAGACUUCAUGACAAAGGUUACUGCACUGAAAACCAUGGCCAGUCAAGGAGGGCCAAAAUAUAGUCUGUCACAGCAACCUUGGGCACAACCAGUGAAGAUAAAUGACCUUGUGUCUUCCACCUACAAGACAAUGAAAACCAAACUGCCAGUGACACUUCGCAGCAUGUCCUUGUAUUUGGCUAACAAAGAUACAGAGUUUAUCCUCUUUAAACCAGUCAAGAGCAAUAUACAACACGUGUUCCAGAAGAUUCACAUGCUACUAAAGGAUGAAUUCAGCAGUGAGGAUUUGCAGAUUAUUGCUUGUCCUUCAAUGGAACAGGUGAAUCUGUUGCUGUCUGUGACUACAUAAAGAAAUGUCUGUCUAUAUCCAUGCGGUACUGAGAAAGCAAAGCAGAAUUAAAGGAACGACUGCUCUGCAGCAUGCAGGCUCUAACAGGCGUCCAUGUCUACAGGAUGGAAUGAAGCAAGGAAGCCAUACCAAAGCAUUACUGUGUUUUCUGCAAAGCUUUUAGACAUGUUUCUUAAAGCAAACCCAAUACAGCGUUUUGCUCAGAGGUGGAAACAAAUGAAACUCACUUCCAUGUAUGCUUGGGUUUGCCAGGACAGGCUGCUAUACGGAACAUUGCGCAGGACAUGGGCACGAAGAAUAAACACAUGUUGGACUGCACUGACAGUGGUGGCUGCUUUGUAGUAAGGCUUUAAUAACUCAAUAAAAAGGGAUAUUUUAUUCUAAUCAAAUAGUUUAAAAUCUGACUUCAUAGUGCAUUAAACAAUAAAUAUCACUU
This is a messenger RNA of Xenopus laevis (African clawed frog), 3064 nucleotides long. RefSeq names its product component of oligomeric golgi complex 3 S homeolog (gene cog3.S). Gene Ontology annotation, cellular component: membrane; Golgi membrane; COG complex. Lineage: Eukaryota; Metazoa; Chordata; Amphibia; Anura; Pipidae. Gene Ontology annotation, biological process: intra-Golgi vesicle-mediated transport; Golgi organization; intracellular protein transport. Bases 160 to 2628 code for a protein of 822 amino acids. The transcript is spliced from 23 exons. The record is from RefSeq and is a predicted model, not a curated record.